This is a messenger RNA of Apiotrichum porosum, 3354 nucleotides long. It is a transcript of the gene RAT1, whose product is annotated as 5'-3' exoribonuclease 2. Gene Ontology annotation, biological process: nuclear-transcribed mRNA catabolic process. Gene Ontology annotation, cellular component: nucleus. The transcript is spliced from 3 exons. The coding region runs from base 1 to 3354 and encodes 1117 amino acids. NCBI's taxonomy places the organism in Eukaryota, Fungi, Basidiomycota, Tremellomycetes, Trichosporonales, Trichosporonaceae. Gene Ontology annotation, molecular function: RNA binding; zinc ion binding; 5'-3' RNA exonuclease activity. The record is from RefSeq and is a predicted model, not a curated record.
AUGGGUGUCCCCGCCCUCUUCCGCUGGCUGUCCAAGAAGUAUCCCAAGAUCGUCUUGGGCAUGCGUGAGGAUGUUCCGACCAAGGUUCGCCAGGAGGAUGGCCAGAUUGUCGAGGUCCCCGUCCAGUUUGCGUCUGCGAACCCCAACGGGUUUGAGAUUGACAACCUGUAUCUCGAUAUGAACGGUAUUGUACACCCAUGUACCCAUCCCGAGGGACGUCCAGCUCCCGAGACCGAGGAGGAGAUGAUGGUCGAGGUGUUCCGCUACACUGAGCGUGUCGUCAACAUGGCGCGCCCGCGCAAGGUUCUCAUCAUGGCCAUUGACGGUGUCGCGCCGCGUGCCAAGAUGAACCAGCAGCGCUCGCGUCGUUUCCGCGCCGCGCAGGAGGCUGCCGAGAAGGAGCAGGAGCGCCUCGAGUCUAUCCGCCUGUUUGAGGCCAUGGGCCACCCCGUCUCUGAGGAGACCAAGAACAAGAAGUCUUGGGACUCGAAUGCCAUUACGCCUGGUACCCCUUUUAUGGACCUUCUGUCCGCAUCCCUCAAGUACUGGGUGGCCGAAAAGCUCAACAACGACCCCGGAUGGAAGGACCUCAAGGUCAUCAUUUCCGACGCGUCCGUCCCCGGAGAGGGAGAGCACAAGAUUGUCGACUGGAUCCGUCGUCAGCGUACCUUCCCCGACUGGGACCCCAACACCAAGCAUGCCAUCUACGGUCUCGAUGCAGACCUGAUCAUGCUCGCGCUCGCCACCCACGAGCCCAACUUUUAUGUCUUGCGUGAAGACGUCUUCUUCCAGGGCUCCAAGGGCCCCCAGGCCUGCCGCAACUGUGGUGGUCUUGGCCACUUGAGUGCCAACUGCCGCAAAGACAAGCAGAUCAAGGACCCCAACGUCGUGGAAGAGGCCAAGCCCGUCGACCCCAAGCCGUUCCUUUGGCUCGACGUGGCGUGUCUUCGCGAGUACCUCUUUGUCGAGCUCAACGUCCCAGCACCUUUCCCCUACGAUGCCGAGCUGGCCAUUGACGACUGGAUCUUUUUGAUAUUCUUUGUCGGUAACGAUUUCUUGCCCCACUUGCCCUCGCUUGAGAUUCGCGAAGGUGCCAUCGACGUGCUCCUCAAGAUUUGGCGCGACGAGCUCGCCCACAUGGGCGGAUACCUGACCAACAACGGCAAGGUCAACCUCGGGCGCGCACAGCACAUUCUCGACGGCAUUGCGUCGCGUGAGGACAGCAUCUUCCAGCAGCGCAAGCAGGACGAGAAGCGCCAGGAGGCCAACCAGAAGCGCCGCCGUAUCGAGGAGCACCGCAGGCAGGACCGCGAGGCGGGCAUUGUCGACGACUUUGGUGCCGCUGGAGACGGUGGACCGGGGACGAUGAACUUGAACGGCACCGACUACGUCCAGGUGUCGGCCCCGUCGACGCGUGGCAACUUGCCCCCCAAGGUGGAGAACGCGCCUGCUCCCCGCCCCGGCAAGAAGCUGUCGUACGCCGAGCAGGCCGCGUCCCUCAAGGCGGGCCUGGCUGCCAUGAGUGGUAGCAACGCCGACGUUGUCAACAACCGCAAAGCCAUCCGCAUGGCCAACGUCACUGCCGCCCAAAAGCUCAAGGCCGAGUUGGAGGGUGAUGGCGACAAGCCCGAAGGCGACGAGGCCGAGGCCAAGAAGCCCGGCGAGGCCAUUGAGGAGGAGGACGCCGAGGAGGACGCCGACGGCGAAGGCGACGACGAGGAGGCUGCCCAAGGCGACGUGUCCAUGACCGAGAGCGAAGCCAAGCGCGGCCAGAAGCGCAAGGCCGACGACGAUGAGGACGAUGACGACGCAGAGGGUGGGGAUGACGACGAAUCACCCGCCAACCCUGGCGACGCUACUGUCCCCAAGAAGAAGCUCAAGGUCAACCCGGACGGCACGGUGGACUAUGAGGACACUGUCAGGUUGUUUGAGCCUGGCUACAGGGAGCGCUACUACCGCCAAAAGUUUGGUGUCGAGCUCCCCGACGACGACUUUAUGGCCAAGAUCACCUACCACUACAUGGAGGGUCUCUGCUGGGUUCUCGAGUACUACUACCAGGGCGUCCCCGCUUGGGACUGGUACUACCCUUACCACCACGCUCCCUUUGCGCAAGACUUCAAGGACGUCGGCAAGCUCAACAUCCAGUUCAAGUCUGGUAUCCCCUUUACGCCCUUUGGCCAGCUUCUCGGUGUCUUCCCCGCCGCUUCGCGUAUCCACCUUCCCGAGCCUCUGCAAAAGCUCAUGACCGAUGAGGACUCGCCAAUCAUCGAUUUCUACCCCGAGGACUUUGACAUUGACAUGGACGGCAAGAAGAUGGCGUGGCAAGGUGUUGCGCUGCUUCCGUUUAUCGACCAGAAGCGUCUUCUCGACGCGCUCAAGAGCAAGGUCGAGCUGCUCACCGCCGACGAGAAGCGCCGUAACAAGUGGGGCGACAGUGUCAUGUACAUCUCGGGAGAGAACCAGCUGUUUGACAUGUUUGCCAACGACCUGUACGGCAUCAAGCCCGUCGUCGAGCUCCCCAUCGACACCAAGCUCUCGCACGGUGUCUCGGGCAAGGUUCGCGCCGACCCCAAGUGUGUGCCGCACUCGACCCUCGAGAGCCCCCUCGUCAGCAUCGCCGAGUGCCCCGACCUCGAGACCAACUCGUCCCUGUCGGUCCGUUACUUCUUCCCCCAACAGCUACACCGUCACCGCUCCCAAAUUCUGAACGGCUUCCGCCCCGCCAGGCCCCGCCUCAACGAAGCAGACAAGGACCGCAUCCGCCGUGGCGACUUUGACACCGGCUUUGGCGGCGGGCGUGGACGUGGGCGUGGGCGUGGAAACUAUGGUGGUGGGCCAGGCCGCGGCGGUUCGGACCGUGACCGCCCUCCGCGCGGCAACGCCUACUCUGGCUCGCACGCCCAGCCCUCUGCCCCACCUCGUAACGCCUACGGCGGCCCCCCUCCGGGCUACGGAGCCGGCGCAUACGGCGGCGGUGGCUACCAAAGCGGCGGCGGUGGUGGUGGUGGCGGCUACGCGCCCCAGCAGACCGCUUACGGCGGUUCGCAGCCCGCUGCAGCUUACGGCGGUGGCGGCUACGGCGCGCGCGGAGGAUACGGCGGCGGAGGCUACUCGCAGCCCCCGCGCAACCCAUACGGCGCCCCGCCUCCUCCCAGCUACGGCCGCCCCCCAGCUAGCGGGUACGGCGGGGGAGCGUAUGGUGGAGCUGGACCGAGUGGAUAUGGCGGCGGUGCGUACGGCGGCGGCGCGUAUGGAGGCGCCGGCGGCGCGCCUGGAGGAAGGGGAGGAUACGGCGGCAACCAUAACAACAACAACAACUAUGGUGGCGGCGGCCGCGGCCGUGGUCGCUACUAG